UUACUGCAUUCACAGUCGGUCAGGCUGGUUAAUCCCACUGGUUGGCAUGCUAUGAGAUAAUACAGUGUAUUAAAAUGAGAACCCCCUAGAUUAGAUAGAUCGAUGAACACAAUUCAAUUCGAUAUUUAAUUGAGAAGAACAUGGCUGAGUUAAACUCAUCUUUGACUAAAGAGGGCUGGUACCUCAGUGAUGAGGGGAUAGAAGAAUUAAAAGGCACUGUUGAGAAAGCUUCGGCACAUGACAUCAUCCGUAUUGCACUUAAUAGUGAUUUGAGGCCAAUCGGAAGGAAGUACUUGCCUUCAGAGAUCAACAGUGGACGAGUGGACAAGUUGGAGGGUCCCUGCGUUCUCCAGGUGCAGAAGUUAAGGAACGUCUCGGCUCCCAAGGACCAUGAGGAGUCCCAGGGCGCCUCUAGGAUGCUCCGGCUGCAGAUGACGGACGGACACAUCACCUGCGUGGGCCUGGAGUUCAAACACCUGUCCAAAAUCAGUUUAAACACUCCUCCCGGAACCAAGGUGAAGCUACUUGGUACAGUCCUGGUGAAGAAUGGCAUUCUGUUGCUGGACGAUUCUAAAAUCUCUGUUCUUGGAGGGGUGGUCGAUUACAUGGUGGAGAAAUGGGACCUGCAAAGGAGCUUAGCCAAACACAACAGGAGCAACAUCGGCGCCGAGGGCGGACCCCCUCCCUUCGUGCCAUUCGGACAGAAGUGUGUGAGGAGGGAGGAGGUGGACAGCAGGGAGCUGGACCAGAGGAAGACUCUGCAGACCACCGGAGUCAUCAAGACCGCCGACGAGAACGACGAGUUUGAGAAGCAGAGGCUAGCGGCCAUCGCUGAGGUGGCCAAGAGCAAAGAGGGGCCUCGGACGUUUGGCGGCGGGGGCAACGCCGGCGGUAACCUUAGCAACUCUGGCUCCUCCUACCGCGGGCGAGACUCCUACCAGUCCAGGAGGAGAGAGGAGAGAGCGGAGCCAGCGGACUGGAGUGAGAGCCGGCCACAGGGAAACUACAGAGAUCUGGUGGAUGAGAGAGCUCUCAGGGACAUCAUGGAGAUGGGUUUCCACAGGGAGGCGUCCCGCCAGGCCCUGCUGGACAGCAACAACAACCUGGAGGUGGCCCUCAACUCCCUGCUGACCGGGGCCACCCAGCGCCCCGCCCCUGCCCCCCCCGAGCCCAGCAGGCCACCCCCGAGAGGGCGAGGAAGGGGCAGGUCACGGAUGGAGGAUGACGAGGAGGGGGUGGGAGGAAGGCCCUCGGGCCCCAGCACCCUGUUCGACUUCCUGGAGUCCAAGAUGGGGGUGUUUUCCAUCGAUGAACCAAAGAGCCAGGCUCCUCAGAAACGGCAGGAUGUUCGAGGAAGUUUCCCCGGCAACGACUACUACUCCAGAGAGCCAAACCAGUCCAGGUUCCCCUCCCGCAGCGACAGCCGGCAGCAGAGGGGGGGCGACCGACCGCCACGCUUCCAGAGGGACACCGACUUUCCCAAGCCAGGCCAGGACGCCCCCUCUCCAACCCCUGUUGUAUAUCCAUCCCUAGGCUCCGGCCUGGGCCCAGGCCAGGACAGGGACAGGGGUCAGGAUAGGGGCCAGGACAGGGACAGGGGUCAGGAUAGGGGCCAGGACAGGGACAGGGGUCAGGAUAGGGGCCAGGACAGGGACAGGGGUCAGGAUAGGGGUCAGGACAGAGACAGGGGUCAGGACAGGGACAGGGGUCAGGAUAGGGGCCAGGACAGGGACAGGGGUCAGGAUAGGGGUCAGGACAGAGACAGGGGUCAGGACAGGGACAGGGGUCAGGAGAGGGGUCAGGACAGGGGUCAGGACAGGGACAGGGGUCAGGACAGGGACAGGGGCCAGGACAGGGGCCAGGACAGGGGUCAGGAAAGGGACAGGGGUCAGGAGAGGGGUCAGGACAGGGGUCUGGAAAGGGGCCUUCGUAGCGGUGGGUCAGACAGGUGGCAGAACGACAGGAGAGGAGAGACUCGGAGCGGACAUGCGUCCUGCUUUUCCUCCUCCACUUUCCCUCGACCCAAAGAGCCCAGAGAUCACACAGAACCUUCCGGAAGUCUCCACCAGGGUUCCAGAGACGGCUCCGGUUCCGUCGGUUCUGCUUUUAACCAAAUGGCGCGAGAGAACUCUGUCCCCGACCUCUCCAAUAAGAGAGGGCCGAAGGACAACGGCCCGCCCCUCAAACCCGUCGAGUCGACCAAAAGCGUGCCAGACAGCAGGGCAGCCCACCAACCACAGCGCAGCGACAGCAGGAAUCAGGAGCCCGGCAACAGGAGGAGGGGGAAGUUCGACCGGCCCAACUCCGACAACUUUGACCGUUACUCAGACAACGAGCUGUUGAACUUGAACGUGUCGUGGGGGGGCAGGGACCUUACCACAAUGCCCCCAGACAGGGGGGUGUCCCGUGACUCCCGGCCAGGGAAGGGGGGGGCCCCGCACCUGCAGAACGGGGAAACCGAACACAGACGGAGCGGGCCAAUCAAACAGCAGAACUCCUUCAGCCACGCCCAAAAGGAGGAGUUCCCCAACAAGAUCACCUCCCAGAACCCCGCUCCCAGGAAGAGGUCAGGCCAGAUCAAAGGUCCCAAAGGGUCAGAGCAGGGUCAGGGUCCGGCCAUGGAGUCAUCCUCUCCAGGACCGGGCAGUUGGAAACCAGGAGACCAGUGUCUGGCUCUGUACUGGGAGGACAACAAGUUCUACAAGGCCAGGAUAGACGCGGUGCAUCCGUCAGGUAUGACAGCGGUUGUGGUCUUCAGCGACUACGGGAACUGCGAGGAGGUGCUUCUCCACAACAUCAAGUCGGUCUCCGUGGACGCCUGGGAGGACGACGAUGGUUACUAUGACAGUUGGUUAGAGUCUCGUCGAGGGGGAGACGGGCAGCCUAGAAGCACUCGGCCCACACAGCAGUAUUACCAGCCUCCCAGGGCGCGGGACUGAGGCGGGCCCUCGCCACGCCAGACUGAUUCAUCGAAAGACCACCGACUUCAUAACUGACACUGCUGGCCAAGAUCCAACAGCUUCUCUGCCCUCCUGUCCAGAUCCAGAAGGGGGAACUUCCCCAAAGGGCUUGCACAAAGAUGCGUUCAACAACGGACUCAGACGAAUUUUGCUAAGAGUAGGGCCACCAUGCUGCACUGUAAACGACGUAAAAGACGAUGUAAAAUAGUUGAUUAUACAAAGUAAUAAAGUCGCUGCUGUACUAUU
Osmerus eperlanus (European smelt) is the source of this 3206-nucleotide messenger RNA. RefSeq names its product tudor domain containing 3 (gene tdrd3). The transcript is spliced from 14 exons. Gene Ontology annotation, cellular component: cytoplasm; nucleus. Gene Ontology annotation, biological process: mRNA processing. NCBI's taxonomy places the organism in Eukaryota, Metazoa, Chordata, Actinopteri, Osmeriformes, Osmeridae. The coding region runs from base 141 to 2939 and encodes 932 amino acids. Gene Ontology annotation, molecular function: protein binding; RNA binding. The record is from RefSeq and is a predicted model, not a curated record.